AAAAUAUCAUACCUAUUAAUUGAUUAAGUUUUUUUUCAUUGAAAAAAAUUUUUCUUUGAAAUGGCGGUCCGAGUAAUAACCAAAAUAUUUCAACAAUCUAACUAUUUGGGAUUACACAAAGGUAAUAUUAGAAAGAAAAUUGUUUUUAACAGCAUUUUAUAAAUUGUAUAUAAUACCUAUAUUGUUAUGCCCUUGAUUUACCACCUCUGAAUUUAAUGUAUUCACAAUAUUAUGUUUAAAUACAUUUUUAGGUACAACUCAAACAUUUUGUCUACCCAAUUUCAUUUUAAACAGACCUCGUUUUCAAAGUACUGAAGUUCCCAAGGAAACUAGACGUAAAUAUUUUACUAAAUUUUUUUUUUUUAGUAUUAUAGUUGGUAUAUAUUUUUUUCAGCAACUGUCAGAACAACAAAUGAUUUAGUAAAGAAAAACCUCUCUGAUUUUGGAAGAUAUGUUGCUGAAUGUUUGCCCAAGUAUGUUCAAAAAGUUCAAAUAGCUACUGGAGACGAACUGGAAAUACUCAUUGCACCAGAUGGUGUUUUACCAGUAUUACAAUUCUUAAAAGAUCACCAUAAUUGUCAAUUUUCAAACUUGGCAGAUUUAUGCGCUGUAGAUGUUCCUCAACGUUCAAAUAGAUUUGAGGUAAAGAUUUAAAUAGUUGGUUGGUUAUGAGUUGUGCUUUAGUCAGUAUCUUGCAUUACUAAUUUAUUCUUAAGCUAGUCUACAAUUGUAUAUACUUAAGAUUGACUACCAGUAGCUUAAAUAAGAUUUGUAUUUACAUUAUUUGCAUAUUUUUUUGAAAAUUGGUAAGCUGUAUAAGUUAAUAAAAUAAACAGAUUUUGUGUUGACAUUUUUCUGAAAAAAAUCUUAUUUUUAAUUAUUUAAUUUUGAAAUAACAAAAUGCUAGAGUAAUAUUAUUGUUGCAAUAAAUUAUUUACUAUAUAGUUUGAUUUCCUAUGAAAUAGGUCUAUUAUUUAGUGUCUUUAUUAUUUUAUCAAUUAAUAUAUUGUAUUGAUUAUUAUAUGUAUAUUUUAGAUUGUAUACAAUUUGUUGUCUGUACGUUUUAACUCUCGUAUACGUGUUAAAACUUAUACUGAUGAGCUUACACCAAUUGAUUCAAGCACUUCUAUUUUUGAAGCAGCAAAUUGGUACGAAAGAGAAAUUUGGGACAUGUACGGAGUAUUCUUUAGUAAUCAUCCUGAUUUAAGAAGAAUUCUUACAGAUUAUGGAUUUGAAGGACAUCCGUUCCGUAAAGAUUUUCCGUUGUCUGGCUAUGUUGAGGUAAUUUAUUAUUGUGUACAUAAUUAAUUAUAAUAAAAUUAUAUGAAUAUUUUAUUUUUUAUGUUAGGUGAGGUAUGAUGAUGAUAAAAAGAGAGUUGUUGUAGAGCCUUUAGAAAUGGCACAAGAGUUCAGACGUUUUGAGUUAUCUACUCCAUGGGAACAGUUUCCAAAUUUUAGAAACUCUGCACCUCCCACUGAAGAAAUACCAUUAAAUAAAGAAGAAAAAUAAAUUAUUUCUAAACAUUUAUUAAGGUAGUUAUAAAACAUAUUGGUAGCACAUUAACUGAUUUACAUUUAGGCAUAUUUAAUAAUUAUUAUUUUAGUGUAAUGACUAAUGAAAUAUAAUUUCGUACAGUGUGAAAAUUUUUUCCAAACUUUUGGAUUACAUAAAAUUAUAUUUGCUUUCCUCAACCGCUAAUAUAUCUACAUUUUUUUUAUAACCUAAUUUUUACAUAGCCUUUCUGUAAUUUCUAUACUGUAUAAUUUAUCUUACAGUUAGCAUUCCAAAUUUUAUAUUACAUAAUUUUUCAAUAUUUAUACACAUAUAUUAUGUGUAUCAGAAAAACUGAGUUAUAUUAUUGAAUAAAGCAAGAGUUCUAUAUAUUAUUAUUAUUACUAUAAUAUUAUUGUGUUUGUAAUUUUUCUUUUUUCUUAAAUUAUAUUGUUUUUUUUCACCUUAAGAAAUCUAUAUCAAGAACAUUUUUUUAGCUACAAAGUUUUAUUAUUUAUUCAUCUGUUUCUUUUAAAUUCUUAACAAAGCGAGGAUUGUAUUGGUUUUACAAUGAUGUUAAUUUUUUUUUUAUCUAUGAACAACUUUCCUAUCAAAAAUUUUGCUCUGAUUUUUAUGUGUAGUUCCCGAAAGGAAAUUUUAUUUGGUUAGUGCUUUAGGGAGUGAUUUUCCAAGAUAAGUGAUAAAAUUAAGGAAAUCCUUUUUUCAAAGAAAUAACAUAUCAACAAUAAAAAAUCAUUUUUGAAAGUUAAAUCAAAAUUUCCUUAUUUAUAUAAUCAAAUUGAAUAAAUUUAUCCAAGUAUUAAAUUGUAUAUAAACCAAACUUUUAUCAAGCCUCAUAAUAAUUUUUUUCAUAUUGUUUGUUGCAUUUUCCCGCAUUUAAAAGGUUUUUUCAUUUGAUUGUUGGUAAAACAACAAAAUAAUGAUUUUUUUUUUUACUACAUGUAUUUGUAAUAAGUAUUGUCAUCUAUAUAUUAUUUUCAAUGAUUAAGGUAACAUUAAGUAUCUCACCUAUAGUAACCUUGGAUUUAAAUUCGGUUUUUAAGUUAUGAUAGGGAGAACUUAAAUACAUAUUUUAAGAUAUAUUUAAAAUUUUUAAUUCUUUUGGCGUACACAUACACAAUACAACUUCUUUUUUUAAUCAGUAACACCCAUUUUUAUCAUCAUAUUUGAAUAGUCCUAUUUUUUUCAUGCAACUUUGACUAUUACAAUUUUUUUUUCUAUCUCAAAAAUUGUCUUAAAUACAACUGUUUAAAAUAUGUAAAUCAGAUUUAAAUUAGAGUAAAUUUAGAUAUUUAAAAAAAUAUUAACUGUCUCAUUUAAGAAGUUCAAUAAUAAUCGAUAAGAGUAAUGAUAUUAUUAAGUAAACAUUAUUUAUUAUUAAUAUUAUGUUUUUUAUAUAAAAUAAAUGUAUUAAUCAGUUUUUUGAAAUAAAUAAGACUAUUCGAAUAUGGUGCUAAAAAUAGGUAUUACUAUUUAAAAAAAAGGUAAGAUAUAUUGUGCAUGUGCAUGCAAAAAGUUAAAUAUUAUCCUUAAAUGUGUAACUAUCACUGCUUGAAAACCGAAUUUAAAUUCCGAGAUCAUCAGGUUGAGAUAUUUAGUGUUACCUUUAUCAUUGAACACACUGUAUACUAUAUUAUACAAUACACUUACUUAUAAUGUCUGCAUCUUAAUUGUUUAAUUGGAUCUGUACAAAAAAAUGUGCGUAACAGAGUGCUGUUAUUAGAGUUAAAUUUGUUUCCAUCUAUUCAAUGUCAUAGAAAUAUUCAUUGCAAAACAAUAAUCACCAUAGUAGUAUAAUGCUGUACUAUAUUAUUUCCAAGAAAAAAUUGCAAAAUAUGAUCACAAAAAUGGUAGAUGAGGGGGUUGAAAAUUAUGAGACAAUACAGUGCGAUUAUCGGGGAAAAUUUUACAAAAGAAAUUACAUUCAUAAUUUUUUUAAACAAGUUUGGUUUGCCGGCAAUAUUUCUAAGUUGCUUCUGAAAUAAAUAUUCAGUCUUAUUAUCUGUAGAUACCUACUUCAAAACCGUUACACAACUUAAACCUAUCAUGGAAAUUGGCAAAACUCUGAUAUAAUAGUUUUUGGAUGUAAUUUUGAUGCACCAAUAAUAAUAAUAGUAUAUAAAAUAAUUAAUAUUUCUUCUAAAUAAAUUUGGUUAUUUUAAAACAGACUACUUGUAACAUUUAUAUAAUUUUAUGUUCAAGUUUGAAAAUCUGUAACUUGCUAAUUACUUGUUUUAAAUUGUAAAUACAUAAGUCAUUGCCCGAAAAUAUAGCAGUCAAUCUCAUUACAACAGUUAAUCUAAUUAAUAAAUCAUAAGAUAUUUUUAUAAUUUAUACAUAUAUUGUUGGUUAAUACAUUUGUAGAAUAUACUAUGCUUAAUAUUAUAGUAAUAUAAUCAGAUCCCAUAAUUUUAACAUUUUUGUAAGGAACAAAUUAGAACAUUUAAUAAUUAAAAAAUUAACAAAUUAUAUUAAGAUUCAAAUCUUAAAAUAUUUAAUUAAUUAUACUUAAAUAAAAGUUAUUUAAAUCAUAUAAAACACUAAAUAUCUAAAAAAACAUUGGAAUGUAAUGUGUUAUUGAUAUCUAUAAUAUAAUACUGAGGCAAGAGAAUCGCAUAUCAAUGUUAUUUACAAACUUCUUAUAUGUUUAGUACGUCUAACUAAAAGACAAUACGAAUUCAAAUUAGCUUCUUCACAUUUUAGAAGUUCUGAAAUGUCGACCGAUUGGCGAGCAAAGUCUGUUAUUUUCUCUUUAAGAACCUAGAAUUAUUUUCAUACAUUGUUAAUUAAAAACAUUUAUUAUUAUUAAUUUAGUUAAUAAAUAUAGUUAGCAAAUAUAAAUUACACUGAAUGAUAGGGGUAUUUCUUUGGCUGAUCGAUGCAAUAAUGUACCAUUGAUGUACAUAACAUUAGCUGCUUCAUCUUCUGGCAAUGUAAGAAUUUGAUAGCUGUACGUGGCUUCUCUUUCUAACCUCUGUGAAUAUAAAAUAAAAUAAAUAAAAACAAUUAAGUAUGUAUAUUAGUCGAUCAUUUAAUAUUUAUACCUUAAGAACAUUUUUUGAUGAAUCACUUGAACCAAUGCACAUAAGAUCUGGUCCUGCCAUAGAUACAAUUGUUUUUAGAUGUUUGUUUUCUGUAACCUGUUAGAAUUAUUAGAAACACUUCUUUAUUUAUUUUUUUUUACAAAUAUAUAAUAAUAUUAUUGCUAAAUAAAUUAUUUCUUACCUUAAUAGGUGUACACGGAUAUUCUGGAAAAGCAGAUGCUACUGCACAUGCUCCCAAUUCGUUGGUCCAUUUUGUUAUUCCAAUAAAGAAUUCCUUACCUACAUAAAAACAAUAAUAAUUAUAUUUAUUAAGUAUUUUGACAAUGAAAAAAUUGACAGUUUAAACUGCUCAAAAUGACACCACCACAUUACAGACUAAUAUAAUUUUUAAAUAACAUAACUUAAUAACAUGUUUCAUCAAUACGUUGUAAAUUUAUUAAGUGUAAGCAGUAAAAGUUAUAGUGAUAAAUUAAUAAUUAUGCUAUGAAGGUCAUUUAGAAAUAUGAUGAUUCAUUUUUUGCUAUCUAUCCCAAUAAUUUUAAUUGUUUCAAUAACUGUCAAAUUAUCGUUGGUAUUGUAAUAAUUAUUAUCAUAUGACCUACAAAUACUUUGUGUCUGAAAAAGUAACAUACAUUUAAGGUACCUAAUAUUUUAAAAAUAUUGUUAAAAGUUAAAAUAAUUUGAAUAUUUUAUAAAUGUAAAAUAAGAAUUACUAUUUGUCCUUUAUGGUUUUGCCCAUGUUAGUAUUGAAUGAAAAUUAUUACUUACAUUGAAUAGGAAAUAAAAACAAUUAAAUUAAUGUGUUUGAAAUUUGAACUUGAUCCAAUUAAGUUGGAAUGCAGUGAGUUAUUAUAUUAUAUUAGCAUAUGGCUCCGGCAAAUACAUUCAUAACUAUUGAUAGUAAUGCAAUGAGGUAAUGAAAUUACAGUGUGUUAGUAAUUUUUAACUUAAACAGUAAUACAAUUUGUGUCAUAUGAUUUAUCCAUACUAUAAUUUUCAACACCCCCCACUCUUAGGGGUUGAUUUUUUUUAAGUAGGUACCUAGCUCAUAUGUUAUUUCUAAUCUGGAACUUUGUACUAAGUUUCAGCUCUAAUCCAUUCAGUAGGUUUAAUUUGAAGUUGUAACAUUGUAAGAAACAUUAACAAUAAAUGCAUUUAUAAUAUAAGUAUAGCAUGUGUUUAUUACCUGUAAAUAAUAUAUCGCUUCCAUGUAAUUUUGCAGACUUAUCAGAAACCUCAACAAUAGGCAAUCCAAUUUCUUUCUUCAAUACAGCUCUUAUCGUUUCAACCUGAAGUAUUUCAAACACUUAUUGAUUAAGGACAAUGUUGGAUUUAUUUUAUGUAGAAGAUACUUCAUUCUAGAGUAAUAAAAAAUGAACACUAUGAUCAAUUUAAAUGUUAAUAAAUCUACCUAUUAUUUAUGAUUUAAAACACAGCAAUCGAUUUAAUAGUUAUUUUAGAAGUCAAUGUUAUAUCGAUGUUGUAACAAAAUGGACACCCAGUGAACAAUAUAUUUGAAUACUGGGCGUCCAUAAGUAUAAAUAGUGAAUUAUAGAAAAGUACUAAAAACUUAUUGUUCUUGGGAUUUUUUAAAAAUUACCUGUUCGUUAGAGGAAGUUGGGGGGUAAUAUAACUUGUGUUUCAUAAAAAAUUUUAGUCUUAAUAAUAUUAUUGUCAGGGGACUUACUUCUUUGGCCCUGUCGGGCUCCGCGGGCCUGGUGAUCAUGGCGGUACCAUUGCAUACGAAUGCAGUAUCGUCGACAAAUGAACACCACGGCGUUUGCUCGUCGGCCGGCAUUUCGAUCACGUCUAGGCCGAUGUCUCGAAGAGUCCGCACGUAGUUCUCAUGCUGUCGCCGGGCCCGGUCAUAGUCGAGGGUCGGUUGACGGUCGGUCAAUGAUCGCGGUAAACGGCACACGACCGCGUGCGUGUAACGGGUGGUCGGCAUUUUUCACUCGGAAAUCCGGUUUGAUACCUGCUGCUGUUAUUAAUAUCGACUGACUCUCGUUCUACACUAGAUUACCAGAGUACCAGACUGUUGUGUACGAUAAUCAAAAUACCGAAUUCUAGCGCGACUAGUUACAUUGACAAUAAUUAAUGCCCAAGAGACGUUGCCGCGAGCGCGCAUUAGUAGCUGCUGUUGC
Cinara cedri is the source of this 6701-nucleotide messenger RNA. NCBI's taxonomy places the organism in Eukaryota, Metazoa, Arthropoda, Insecta, Hemiptera, Aphididae. The record is from the annotation of a GenBank genome assembly.